UUUUAUUGAGGAGCUCCUCAGCCAAUGAGAGAACCGUGCCGGGAAAUACAGCAGUGGAACUGCACUGGCUCCGACCGUUGCCUGCGCUGAUUUCGGUCUUAGACUGUAUUAAUCAGUGUGAGUGUUUUCUCUCCUUCUCUGCCUGAUCCGAGGGCAGAUCAGCAGAAACCUUGAGCCAAAACUCUUGUGUGUGAGUGUCUCCUUGGAAAGCAGCACACACCCAGGUGAUACUGGGACCUGCCAAUACUAGGGUUUAUUCUUUUGCAAUGUCUUUUUGGGGUGGGAUGACCCAAAGAGCUGAUUGUUAAGACUUUUUUUUUUUUUCCUUCUUCGUAUCAAGAGCAUAUCUGACCUUGUUUUCUGCUUCCACUCCUUGUUUAGGAGGCAGCACUCCUCUGUUUAAGGGACCCUGCCCCUAGUCCUUGAAAAUGAAGUUCAACAUAUUCAAAAAGCCACAGGCCAUGAAGGCCGAAGAGACCACCAGCGUUCCCACUGCGACCAUGGCUCCCUCCCCGGCCAUGGUCACCACCUCCGCACCGGACACUUCUGGCUCCAACAACACGGAGAUCAGCAAGAAUGACAUGUUUGAGGAGAUCAGGACCAAAUUCCUAAAUGAGAUUGAUAAAAUCCCUCUUCCUCCGUGGGCUUUGAUUGCCAUCGCUGUGGUUGCUGCAUUGCUCGUCCUCACUUGCUGUUUCUGCAUAAUCAAAAAGUGCUGCUGCAAGAAGAAGAAGAACAAGAAAGGAAAAAAGGGCAAGGAUGGAUUCAACAUGAAGAACAUGCAGGGCGAGGAUGACGACGAUGAUGAGGAGGAGGGAGAAACUGGAAUCACAGAGGAGGAGAAAGAGGAGGAGGAGAAAGAGCCGGAAAAACUGGGAAAGCUGCAGUACUCUAUAGAUUAUGACUUUGAGAAUACAAAGCUCACAAUCGGCAUCCUCCAAGCUGCAGAUCUCAUAUCCAUGGACUCUGGUGGAACUUCUGAUCCGUAUGUGAAAGUCUUUAUUCUCCCUGAUAAGAAGAAGAAGUAUGACACCAAGGUGCACAAGAAAACACUCAACCCUGUCUUCAAUGAGACAUUUGUUUUCAAGGUACCCUACGAGGAGCUGGGGGGAAAGACCCUAGUGAUGUCUGUUUAUGACUAUGACCGAUUUUCCAAACAUGACGUCAUUGGAGAGGUGAAGGUCGCCAUGAAUACCAUUGACCUUGGACGGCCCAUUGAAGAGUGGCGGGACCUGGAGAGCGCUGAUCAAGAAGAGCCUGAGAAACUUGGAGACAUCUGCAUCUCCCUCCGCUACGUCCCCACUGCCGGGAAACUCACCGUCUGCAUCCUGGAGGCAAAGAACCUGAAGAAGAUGGAUGCCUGCGGCUUAUCUGAUCCUUACGUGAAGAUCCAGCUGCUGCAGGGCGGAAAGCGCCUGAAGAAAAAGAAGACAACAGUGAAGAAGAACACCCUCAAUCCAUAUUACAAUGAAUCCUUCAGCUUUGAAAUCCCCCUGGAACAGAUGCAGAAAAUCUUGGUGGUAGUCACAGUGUUUGAUUAUGACAAGAUAGGUAAGAACGACGCCAUCGGAAAGAUCUUCGUUGGCAGCAAGGCCACCGGCUUAGGUCUUAAGCACUGGUCAGACAUGCUGUCAAAUCCACGCCGCCCCAUUGCCCAGUGGCAUGUAUUGAUGCCAGAGGAGGAUAUUGAUGGUCAGCUGGCAAAACUGGCUGCAAAGAAGUAGCACGCUCCAUCAUCCAGCUCCCGCCCUUGCUCAGAAUAUGAAUCCCCCCUUCCCCUACUUUGCAUGAAUCGCUGGACUUAACAAAUGACUACUUAUCAUGAAUCCUGCUCAGCAAAAAAGAGACAUAGAUUAUCUUCUCACUCAUUGUUACGUCAAAAGGAAACUCUUCUUACGUGUCGGAACUCACAAAGUAGUGUAUGCCGAGAAGAGUGGUGUUGAGUUCCUGGGUGAACGGUUCAUGAAUGAUCAAUUUUAGGUCUUUAUUUAUUUGAGGAAAUGUAGAAACUGAUUAUUAGGGUGCUGACACUGAAUGGAAGUCUUAGUGAAGGCAUUACUGGAUAAAAGCUUUAGUUUAGUUGUUAAAGCAUGCUUUACUUACCUCUCCACUGCUCUGCGCACACCUCCACCCAGUAUUGUAUCUCCCUAAUAAGUGUGCUAUAACCUGCAAUAGAAAGCACCGUAGUACUGAGUUGGUUUACAUCCGCUACAGAAAGCAGAUAUAACUCCGAAUGAAUAAGGAUGAAAUGACUGACUGCAGCAAUCAAAAGUUAGGCAUUAUGUUUUAAAGGCAAAUGUGUCUUCAUUAUAUCGGCAGAAUAGCAGGUAUGACAGUUGUCUGAUGUUUAUCGCUUGUUUAGUCUUGCCAUAAAGGUACAUCUAUGCAUUCAGGUUUAAGACACAUUUCUUCUGGCAGAUCUAAUAUAGUACAGCAUAUAAGAGUGUGCCUUGUGACACUUUGAGACAUACGGUAGGUUACAUACUUUUUUUUAAGAGGUCGAAUCUCAUUCAAAAGCUGUCACUGUGAAUGUGCCACCGGAUUUUUUGGCUUGAGCUGUGUUGAUCACCUGGAUGUUAAACCUUAUUUGUCCAUGGCAGGAGUAAGGACACCAGAGGGAUUCCCGCUGGUGCUCAAAACAGUUACGACCAUGCUUCUUUUCAAUUCUGCAGCUGCUUCUGAAUAACAGUGCCAUCCAAUCUAUUUUACUGUGGAGUCUGUUGAAACUGAGGGUCCUUGACUAACGCUGUAGUUCAGUCAUUUCUAGCAAAGAUGAGAGAUUUUUAUAUAGAACUGAAUUUAAAACCUGAGAUGUAGUUUCACUUUUUAAACAAAAAAUGUCCUUUCGGGUGUAACAUAAACGUUUCUGGACUCAAAAUAUGAGCUUAAUUAGUCUUGGAGCGUAAAGGAUGGUAACAGGUGGUGUUCAAGCUUCAUCCCAGGUGUACUGCAUCACAUUCAUUUCCAAAGGUUAGGAGGCAAAAAUGAACAUAAUGAUCAAUUCACUAUGAAUAUCUGAAUACUGUUUUUUUUUAUUACUUUUUAAAUUUUAUCUUUAGUUUGUUAUAUGAACAAUUCAAACGUUUUCUCAGCUGCAAAAUCUUUAUUUUUAGCAUUUAAAUGAUUUCAUUUUAGUGAAACUUGGGCAUAUAUUGAAGUCGAGCUCAUUCAGACGCCAACAUUUCAAAUGCGAGAACAAUUUAUUAAUGGAAGAUAAGAACGGUAUUUGAAAUUAUUCUUGACUAAGGGUAUUAUUACUCUGUUAAGUACUUCUUCAGUUUCUAGAAGGAAUUUUGAACACUAGUGAAGUUGCUUAGUAAUAUAUUUAAUUCAUUAUCAAAAUCUCCAAACUGGAAGUGAAAAAGAAAUCCCACAACAAUUACAGAUUUCCAUGAUGCCAGUCACAAGUACAUUUAUUUCCACAUUUCAUGAUACAAAAAUGAAUCUAUUAAAGGAUAUAGGAUAAGUUAGAAACAUCCAGCUUCUUUACUCUGAAAGUAUCAUUAAAAAAAUGUAGGCAAAACUACUCAAUACUCAUCAACAAUGAAACGUGAAUCACAAGAUCCAUGGAUUUCUUAAUCAUGAAAGCAGAAUUGACGUGUGUGAUCAGUGUGCGAUUGCAGAGUUUAUAUGAUGUUCAAAAUUGUAAGGCCCAUCAGUUAAGCAAUUUGGCUGGAGACUGCACCGCCGCUUAAAAUGUAGUUUUUUUUCAGCCUUCCAUCGCAAGCAAAGAAACCAACCCACAAUUCAAUUCAGCCAUGCAAGAUGUUGCUAAGAAACCUCAAACAUGUGACUCCUGCAUAAUAAUGUUAAAUGACGUGCUAUUUAAAAUCGAUUUAAGAACAAACACCACUUGAGGUCUCAAAGCAAAAAGUACUCUAAUAAUAAUGUUCAGAUAACAUUUCAAUAAAUCAGUGAAACACAAUAUCGAAUAUGAGUCACAAGUUUUCAAAGAAUUUGUAAAAUUUCAAUUCGGUACCAAUUUCAGCUUUAAUUUGAAAUAAUAAUUGCUUUUUUUUUAAAUUUCCUAGAUAUUUUGGCAUCCAUAUUAGAGGUAUUAAAAGGAAGGUAGACAGCAGCUUGCUGCUUCAUCCACAGUACUUCUUUCUAUUGUUAAAAUUAUGCAUUGCGCAGAUUUGUUCAUAGGCUACAGCAUGUAAUUACAAAGUGAUGUAAAUAGUAGCAUGUUUUAAAGAGAAACUAGAAUUAUAUUGUGUACGUGUGUUUGUGUUGUGUGUCAUUUUUGAUAAUAAAACAGUAAAAAAAAAAGUAUGCUGUGGCUGCAAAGUGUAUGUAUUUUUUUAUGGUUGGGACUGAGUGGCGCGUAUGUCUGGAAAAUCCACGGGAGAGUUCACGUUGAUCGAUUGAAAGCUGGGUUGCCUUGUGUGUCACAUGUGAGUUCUGAGUUCUAAAAAUACUGCACGACUUGGAGUUUUUCCUGUCAUUGUUUCUGUGUCGUCUGUACUAAAUGCAGUGUUGCAAUAGUCCCAGGCUGCAAGUGAGGUAAUUAUUGUUCCUUUUUGAAUGCACUGUGUGUGUCAGUAGCCCAAGGACUGCAUCAUAUUUCAAACCACUUCCCUCUCAGUGUGUCAUGUGUUUCCUUUAUUCAAUUCUGCCGCAUGAGCCAAACUGUGGCUUCUCAUCUUAUUUCAAUCCACCUGGCAAUAUGGAAAGCGUUACCACACCUCAUGGAGGUCAGUUUGAUAAAGAAAACAUAUUUGACUACAAACACCCCUUUAUGAAAGAGCAAAAAAAAAAAAAAAGGACUGCAAUGGGAUGGGCUGGUGUGCUAUUUGUGCGUGCUCCAAGAUUUGGACAUUUGUAAUCUAGAAGUUUGUCAUGGCAGACGAUAUGUACCACAUUUGCCACCACAUACAUCGUUCUUGUCAACACUGAGAGCAUCAAGAUGAACAACCCUAAUCUCCAUGACAGUCCAUCUUUUAUAGAAUAAUGGAGCUAUGUCUCAGCAUUCAAGGGGCUGAGAGGGAGGUGGAAGAUUCAUUUGAACAGUGUGUCAGUUUUUAAUGUAUUUGUGAAAAGGCAACUCAUUGCUAUAUUUUAUACUCCAUGUUCUUUAAAUCAAUUUCAUAUCAAGUCAGAUCAUAGCAACAUGAGAUAUCUAUUUACUGUUUUGUGAAUUGGCAAAACGGUCCAAAAGAGCUUUGAUUUGUAUGAAUUAUAUGAGUUGUCCGUGCGGUGCACACAACAAAAUCCCUGUCUUCCCGGGUCUUAAGCACAGAGUAGACCCUCAGAGUGCAGAAUCAACAUUUUCAACGCAAUACUGCCAACCUGCCUGAUCCUCUUACGUCAAGAUAGCCAUAAUGCAGAACAUCUAAAGAUCUAAUUCCUUUCCUACGCACUUCUGUAUUCACUUACCAAGCAACAGAGGCAAGGCAAAUGCUUGUCUCUCUUGACUCUUGUUUUGUCUUGUCGUUGAAGUGUGUGUCAAUUGCUGUGCCUUUUUGUGAAAUGCAUGAUUUGAUUUACUGACAAAAGUCCAUGUUUUCCAUAAAAUGGAGCUACGAAAAACACCAAAUAAAAAUGUGUAAAUGUACAUUAAUCUGUUUAGAAAUGUGAUACCCAAGAGAGCCAGCACAUAUCUGUGUGAAACUGUAAUCAUAGAUAA
This is a messenger RNA of Cololabis saira (Pacific saury), 5626 nucleotides long. RefSeq names its product synaptotagmin-2 (gene syt2b). The transcript has 9 exons. Gene Ontology annotation, molecular function: calcium ion binding; clathrin binding; syntaxin binding. Gene Ontology annotation, cellular component: synaptic vesicle membrane; axon; dense core granule. The record is from RefSeq and is a predicted model, not a curated record. Gene Ontology annotation, biological process: regulation of calcium ion-dependent exocytosis; calcium ion-regulated exocytosis of neurotransmitter; cellular response to calcium ion. The coding region runs from base 429 to 1724 and encodes 431 amino acids. NCBI's taxonomy places the organism in Eukaryota, Metazoa, Chordata, Actinopteri, Beloniformes, Belonidae.